CAAAUCCACGAAAUCAUACUAAUGUUCAUACAUGACACAUAUCUAUCUGGAGAUAUUUUUUAUAUUUUGUGCCAGUAAAUGUCUCAUUUGCAGAAUUUAAAACGAUGAGUAAAUCUACAACUAUGUCUUCUGAAGAAGUAGUUGAGCAUCAUCUGGUCGCAACCGACUCAAUGUCAAACAUUUCUGAUGUCUCAUCACAAACACAAAUCCUAAGAUCAUCAUCCGGAAAGUCAACAACACAAAAAGAAGUGUGCCUUAUUAUUGAUUUAACAGAAACACUUGAAAACUAUCAACACCGUAAAAUGGCAUAUGAAGAAGUGAAACUUGCAUGUCAAUCAGUUGCAUCGAAUCUUCAAUUGCUUCAAUUCGGAAAACUCGACUUUGGAGACACAAAUACCUCAGAUAUAUUCAAUAACGCAGAUGUGUCGAUUGUAGACCUUUCUAUUGUGAAUCAACAAAGUGCUUUAUCUUAUUAUCUCGGAAUUCGAGAAAGUUUUGACAUGAAGAACAACAUCGUGCUGUACAACGACAUGGAUCAGGAAGCGACGUUACGUCUUAAGAUUUCUUGCGGAAAUUACACUUUUUUGCCAUACCGAUUAUCAGAAGAGAAGAAUUCUUGUGUCAUAACAAAUCCAGUGAAGAAAGGAACCGAAGAUGCCAUCGAAGGCAACAAGCAACAAACUUUAUUACAAAAAAUUAAGAAAAUACUUCUUGAUGUGGAAAUUCAAUCAAAAGCUCAUUUAAAGGAAAAAUUUCUAGCAGAUUUACGAGCUGCGAGAGAGUUGAAUGAUAUUGACGAACAGAAGAAAAUGCUCAGAAAUAUGAGAAAGCGUCUUGACGAUCCAAACGUUCUUUCCGGUGAAGUGUUUCAAUCUUACAUGUACUCGCUUCGUGAUGUUCAAGAUUACGAUGCAAUGGUGAAUCUUGUGAAUGAUCUUCAAACUGUACCAAGCACGCAAAAGGUCAUGAACACGGGACAAAUGUCGUAUCUCUAUGCGUUUGCUCUCAAUCGAAGAAACGCUGAAGGCGAUCGAGAAAAUGCUUUGAAAACUUGCAUCAAAGCUUUGGAGAAGAAGAAAAAUCAUUUUCCCGACAUGCUUUGUUUGAGUGGUCGAAUCUACAAAGAUAAAUUCGUGGAAUCAAAUUACACGGACAAAGAUUCACUUCUGAAUGCAAUUCACUGGUAUCGAAAGUCAUUUGAAGUGCAACCGAACGAAUAUGCUGGAAUUAAUCUCGCAACACUUCUCGUUAUAAACGGCGAUUCAUGGCGAUCAUCACAAGAACUUCAGCAUAUUGCAAUCAUGUUGAAUUCAUUCAUUGGAAGACGUGGCGAGUUGUCAUCGUUGAAAGAUUAUUGGCUUUUUUCGACGUUCUUCGAGAUUUCAGUUCUAGCUGAAGAUUAUGGAAAAGCAAUUCAAGCUGCUGAAUGUAUGUUUAAGUUAAGACCACCGAAUUGGUAUUUAAAGUCAACAAUUGGCAACAUUGCGCUCAUCAAUCAAUUUCGAAGGGUUAAUGAAGACGAGCCGAUUGCGUCUGAACAGAAAGUCUUCGAAUUUUGGAUGGAAUUCUUUCUUGAAGCAACCAAAACCGAUGACAACACCGACAUAAGAUUUCCGAUUCUCAUCUUUGAACCACAAAACAAUAAAAGCACAAGCAAUAUUUAUAUCCCAUCAUAUGUCAAUGUUAAUACUGAUGUCGAAGAGAAAUCAAUUCAAAUUUUCAAUAUUUGUGCUCAUCAUGAGAAAACAAAUUGUCGGAAACGUCACGACUUUCUUUUCAUGGCAAAUCAAAUUAAAUCUGUCUCACUUUACAAACGUGAUGAACGUUGCGCUUAUCUUUAUGUUCAUCAAAAUUCUGAUGACUUUCAAAUUUAUUUUCCAUCAGUUCUCGUUCGUCAACGUUUCUAUGAUUUCGUUUUAGAAAUGACAGCUGAACAAGGCGAGAAUUUUGUUGAUUUGUCAAUUGCAACCGCCGAUGAUAUAAAAUUUGAAUACGUUUUGAAGGAAAAUAAUCAGAAAGAAGUUCUUGGGAAAGGAACUUACGGAAUUGUGUAUGCUGCGAUUGAUUUAGUAACACAAGCAAGUAUCGCAGUAAAAGAAGUUCCCGAGAAAUUCUUCGACGAAGUUCAGCCACUUCACGAGGAAAUUAAACUUCAUUCACAACUUCGCCAUCGAAAUAUUGUUCAAUAUCUCGGAUCAAUAUCUGAAGGUGGAUUCUUCAAAAUCAUCAUGGAACGUGUUCCCGGUGGAUCAUUGUCAGCAUUGUUGAAGUCAAAAUGGGGUCCGUUAAAAGAUAAUGAAAGUACAAUUGCACAUUACAGUAAACAAAUUCUUCAUGGCUUGAAAUAUCUUCACGAUCAGAAGAUCGUUCAUCGUGAUAUUAAAGGCGACAAUGUUCUUGUCAACACUUACAGCGGCGUCAUUAAAAUAUCUGAUUUUGGAACAAGUAAAAGACUUGCCGGAAUCAAUCCAAAAGCUGGAACAUUUACAGGAACUGUUCAGUAUAUGGCACCGGAAGUGAUUGAUCAAGGUGUUCGUGGAUAUGGACCGCCAGCUGAUAUUUGGAGUUUUGGAUGUACAAAUGUAGAAAUGGCAACUGGUCAGCCUCCAUUUAUCGAGUUAGGAUCACAAGAAGCUGCAAUGUUCAAAAUUGGAUUUUAUAAGAAACAUCCAGACAUCCCUGAAGAAAUGUCGACGAUGGCGAAAAAUUUCAUCUUGCGAUGCUUCGUUGUUGAUGUUGACAAACGUCCAACAGCUGCACAAUUACUUGAAGAUCCGUUCUUGUCAGACAAACAACGAAGAUCACGAACAAUUGUGUCGAGUGUCGCUCCAAAUGAUUUCUCACGAAGUAUUUCUGUCCCAGCUGAUCGAAUGGUGUCCAAAACAACAAGCCCUGUUCAACAACAAUACAGUUCAUCAGCAUGCAACACACCAACAACACCUGAAUUUGAGACUCCAAGUAAUCAUUUCAUCACACCAGCAUCACGUUCCAUCACUGGACAUAGGAAAAUUGUUGCUAAUCAUUUAAGUCCAAUACAAAUACCAACAAUCAGUACAAUCAGUAGCAUAGCGACAACACCAUCAGUUGACAUGGGCGAUGGUGAAUUCAGCCUUCAUCGAAGAAGUUCCGGUGGCGUUCUGUUGUCACCAGAAGUUGACGUUUCAUCAACAUCAAAGACCGUUCCAGGUGAAACAAGUGAAAGUGACGGAUUUUAUUUACUCAAAAAAGAUUCACAACGUCGUCAAACAUUAUCGAAAGUGCUGACACAAGAUGAACAAAAGAUUUGCGCUGUGUGGAUGGAGAAGAUUGAAAAUGAUCGUCCAGAAAAAAUUGUCUUGAAUAUUUCACAUUUGGAGACACUCAUUCGAGCACUCAAAGAUUACAUCAUCGAUCAGAAGAAGGAAACAUUGAAGAAAUCGUUAAGUCAUUUAAAGAAGCUUCUUGACUUUGAUUCAACAGCAAUUGAUCAUCUUCAUUACGCACUUUAUAAGUUUCAGGACGCUGUUAUUGCGGUUCUUCGUGGUGUCAGCAUAAAGCCCCAUUGGAUGUUUGCUUUGGAUAAUCUCGUAAGAAAUGCUGUUCAUGUUGGAUUAAUGAUUUUAUCACCGGAACUUGGUGCGAAUCUUGCUGGUCAAGAGCGUGAAGAUGGAGCUGACGAUGAAGACGAAGUCGACGAAUUGUCAAAUUCUGGUGUGAGUACAGUAAAUUCAACAAAAGCAACGCGACAACUUCAUGGAAAAGAAUCAGAAGAAGGAAAAUUCUUAAUGGAUCAAGUGAAACUUCUUCGAAUUGAAAAUGCAAAGCUCCUUGGAGAGCUUCUUGAAUCUCAGAAAAACUUUCAGAAUCUUAUUAAAACAAUUCCACAUGAUCAGGGAAUGUUCUCAGAAGCUUUACGUACUCUUGCUCAUCAGUUAUCGAAUUUUACAAGGAAUUUUGAGCGAAGUGGUUCUCAUGGUUAUUACAGUGACGAUCAAAAUCGGAAGAACUCUUUGUCGACUGAAGGAAGUCCAGCAUUUGACGAGUCGUCAGCAGGGAAAAAACUUUCAAUUCCACUGUUCAAAAAUCCUCAACUUAAGUCACCAUUUAAUGCUCGACAAUCAUACGAUCCACGGCUUGUUGAGUGGCUGAUUCGUCAUAAUUUUGAUGAUGAAGCGAGAGCUGCUGUAUCAAUGGCUGACUUCACAUAUGAAGAUUUUAUUUAUGAAUCUGAUAAAGAUGAUAUUAGACGUAUUGGAUUAAGAACUGGAACUGAAGUUCGAUUGUGGCGUCAUAUUCAGGGACAUCGAUCAAGAUUUAAAUCUUUUCAACUUGAACAAUUGCAUACAAAUAGUCCAAUUACCAAUGGAUAUGCAAGCACAGUUCAUGAUCAACAACAUUGUCAAAUUGACAUUAAAGGUGGCUAUAAAAAAAGUAAAGAAAAUAAAGAUAGGAAAAUGGCAUUCGAAGACGUGAUGCAACGUGCCAAUGCCGCUUUCCAAAGUGGCAAAACAAAGAGUAUCGCUUUUCGUCGUAAGCAACUUGAAGCAUUGCUUCGAAUGUAUGAAGAAAAUAAAGACGAAAUGGUAGCUCGACUUGCAGCUGAUCUUAGACGACCUAAGCAAGAAGCAAUGGUUCUUGAAGUUGACUUUUUAAUCAAUGACAUGAUCAACAAUUUAUUGAAUUUGGAAAAGUGGGCUGAACCUGCAAAACCCGAUAAAAGCAUUGUGAAUAUAACUGACGACGUUUUAAUCUACAAUGAUCCCUAUGGAGUUGUUCUUGUGAUGGGUGCAUGGAAUUAUCCACUUCAACUCUCUUUGGUUCCUUUCGGUGCAGCAAUCGCCGCUGGUAAUGCUGUCAUUUUAAAGCCAAGUGAAGUUUCACACAAUUGUGCAAAAUUCAUGGCUGAAAUGAUUCCAAAAUAUCUUGACAAUGAAUGCUAUCAUGUCAUAUGUGGUGGUGUACCAGAGACAACAGCGCUGUUGAAGAAUCGCUUCGAUUACAUUUUCUACACUGGAAGUGGACGCGUUGGAAAAAUUGUUUACGAAGCUGCAACGAAACAUUUAACGCCAGUGACACUCGAAUUAGGUGGAAAAUCGCCAGUUUAUCUUGACAACACUGUUGAUCUUGACAAAGCUGUUCGAAGAAUAUUGUGGGGAAAGUUUGUAAAUGCUGGUCAAACUUGUAUUGCUCCUGAUUACAUUUUAUGCACCAAAGAAAUCCAAAAAAAAUUCGUCGAUGAAGCUAAAAGCGUCUUAAAGGAAUGGUACGGCGAUAACAUCAAAGCUAGUCCCGAUUUUAGUCGCAUUGUUAAUCAAGCGAGUUUUCAACGAAUUGUGAGUUUCUUAAAAGAUGGAAAAAUUGCUGUUGGUGGUGGAACUGAUUCGGAAGAACGAUUUAUUGAACCGACGAUACUUGUUGAUGUUAAACCGAAUGAUCAAGUGAUGCAAGAUGAAAUCUUUGGACCAAUCUUGCCAAUCAUGACGGUUGAAAAUGCAUUCGAUGCCAUAAAAUUUAUAAACUCAAGGGAUAAGCCAUUAGCUAUGUACAUCUUCAGUAACAAUGAAUCAGAUCGAAAUAUCAUCAUUUCUAAUACAUCAUCUGGUGGUGUUUGUUGCAACGACACAAUUAUGCAUUUAGCUGUUGACACGCUUCCGUUUGGUGGAGUUGGUCCAAGCGGUAUGGGAAAUUAUCACGGAAAGUUCACUUUUGAUGCAUUCACUCACAAACGUGCCUGUUUGGUCAAGAAGAUCAACGGAGUCAGCGAAGCACUUUCAAAUGCCCGUUAUCCACCGUACACCGAAGGCAAGAUGAGCUACUUGAAUUUCCUCGUGAGAAAACGUAAAGGAAUAUCAAUUCCCGGCUUUUCUUAUCUUCUUCUGUUUGGACUUGGAAUUGCUUCAACUCUCCUUGUUCAGCAACUUUUACCAGAAUUGUUAGUUGGGUUGGUCGAUGAUGAUGAUGAUGGUGAUGAUGAUGAUGAUCAAACUUCUCCCGUUUUAACUGUUCUUUAUCCAACUCCUUAUUUAACGUUGUUCACUUUUCCUGUCAUCUAA
This is a messenger RNA of Clunio marinus, 6032 nucleotides long. Lineage: Eukaryota; Metazoa; Arthropoda; Insecta; Diptera; Chironomidae. The record is from the annotation of a GenBank genome assembly.